Aethina tumida (small hive beetle) is the source of this 2289-nucleotide messenger RNA. RefSeq names its product nuclear cap-binding protein subunit 3-like. Lineage: Eukaryota; Metazoa; Arthropoda; Insecta; Coleoptera; Nitidulidae. The record is from RefSeq and is a predicted model, not a curated record. The coding region runs from base 160 to 2130 and encodes 656 amino acids. The transcript is spliced from 2 exons. Gene Ontology annotation, cellular component: cytosol; nucleus. Gene Ontology annotation, molecular function: RNA 7-methylguanosine cap binding; mRNA binding.
AGGGGGAUAACCAACAUAACAAGUCAAAACAAAAAUAAUCAUCAAACACACCUUCCAAAACAAUAUUAGCAAGAAGACCAGAUGCUGUCUGAAUACAGAUAAUUACAUAAUUCUGUUGGAUACUUAACUAGUUUAUCAUUUUAUUAGACGACGGCCACGAUGGCAGGAGAUGAGCCGGACAAGUUGCGACCGAACAUUCGAGUGCAAAUCCUCAAUAAUUUAGCCGAAAGAAUGGACGUGGACGAGGAAGAUGAGAACGAAGAGGGUGAAAUUUCCGAUAACGACAACGAUGAGGGCCAAACGGCACAACCACCAACAAGUGCUGCAAAUGAAAACUCAGAGAUGUGGACGAACACCAAAGCGGCAUUCACUACAGGAAUAAAUAUUUUCGGCAAACAGGAACAAGAGAAGUUGCAGGAACGCGCAAAAAGAUUUGCUCUUCGGCCUGAGGAGAUAAAUUCGUUCACGGACGCGGAUCUCCAACAGCUACACUACACUUUGGGCAUAACAGCUGAGAAUGAGUCUAACGUUCGUUUUGAUGCUGUACAUUUACUUGGGCUACAAGACAUGACCCCCGAAGAUGUUCUGGACUAUUUUGGGAAAUAUGCACCAAGUUCUAUUGAGUGGGUGUCCAUGGAGAGUUGUAAUGUUAUUUGGCUUGAUAAAAUCUCAGCAGCCAGAGCGAUGUUUUACUGUUCAAAAGUAGUUAAAGGCAUGCCAGUGAGGGCGGCGUUUCCAAAGGAUGUAGACAUGUUGGAUGAUGACGAAGGGGAUGACAUGGCUGUGGGUUUAAUAACCAACAAAAAUAGAGAAGUGACUUUGAAAGAGGAUGAGGAUAUUCAGAGCAAGAUUGAUUUUAGAAAUGCAGCACAAAUAGAGGACAUAACUAUACCAAUACCACCUGGUUAUUGGAGACUUGGAAACACUCAUGAAAAAUCCAAAUGUAUCCUUUUACGGUAUGCUUUCAAAACUGACAAACAACCGUACAAAAUUGAAAGUUUAGCAAAAUAUUACAAGAAACUGGGCAGUCAACUACUUAAAAAGAAGGAAAGCAAAGGAAUAUUUGACAGAAAUAAAGAUUUGAGUAACAAGGACAAAAAUCCUUGGGGAGUUCUUGCCAGAAACUGGGAUGAAGAUUCAAUGUUUCGCGAAAGGGAACCAAUUAUGCCUGAGGAGGUAGUUUCUCCCGUGAAAAUUAAGAAUCCAAGUAUCCUCGUAAGAUUGGGUAAAAAAACUGAAGUUCCUGAUGAAAAACUGUCUUCUGAAGAAAGUUCAGAUGAUGAUGAUGAAGAGGCAGAUGAAAAGAAAUCGAAGUCAAAAAUACCAAGGAUGAGAAUGUAUGCAGAUGAGGAGGAAGCUAAAAUGAAAAGGAAAAAGGUAAUACAAACAUUGAAGAAGCAAACAGAAAAGUUGGAGGAAGACACAAAAGAUUUGAGAAAUGUUCUUGGUGUCACCCACAGGAGGAUGCCUGUGAUGGAUAUGGUUUCUCAGACAGGAGAGCAUGAACAGAGUGAUCUUGGUUUAAGAUUAAAAAACAGAAAUAAACAAAUGGUGUUCGCAGUCGACCGCACUGACUUUGAAUUGGAUCAAAGUACACACCGAAAUGAGCCUAGAUCAGAUGCCAGAUCAUUUUUGGAUAGGAGACGAAAGGGUGCUGUAUCUCCGCGGAGAUCCAGGCUGAGGUCGCCUGAAUUUAAACGGGCACCGUUAAGAAGGAAAUCCCCUUACAGAUCCUACAGAUCCAGAACGCGCAGCAGAAGUCCGGAUUUUCGUAGGAGGAGGAACAUUUCGGAAGAAAAAGACACAGAUAAUCACCACAGCGAGUAUCCGAGAAGUAAAGUGGCGGUGGUAAUUAAAACGCAAAAGAAACCAGCUGUGGCUUCUACAGUUUGGUCCAGGGUGAAACGUCCAGAGAAGAUAAGCGAGUCAAGCCAGUCUGAUGAAGAAUCUUCUGAGUCAGAGGAAAGUUCUUCUAGUGAAUCUUCCAAGGGAGAGGAUAUUUAUGUAAAACCCAGAGGGAUGAGAUCUCUUAAAAGGCCUGGUUUUAAUCAAAGCGUGAAAAGUAGGUUAAGCAACAAAAUUGAUCAUAAGAAUCCAUUGAAAAUUGAAAUUGCCAAUGAUAUAUUUUAGCACAGAAUUAUUUGCUAUAUUUUAAGUUUAAAUUUGUUUGACAGCUUCUCUGUAUAUAGAGAGAUUUUGAUAUGAAUAUUUUUUAUAUAAUGCAUCAACUGUUUUACUACUAUUCUGUAAGUUAAUGUGUAUGUAUAUGAAUUAAAUUAUUUCAUAUUA